Molecule: messenger RNA, 728 nt
Organism: Capsaspora owczarzaki ATCC 30864
Lineage: Eukaryota; Filasterea; Ministeriida; Capsasporidae
Exons: 2
Coding region: 79-441 (120 amino acids)
Source: RefSeq, a predicted model, not a curated record
AAGUUUAAGAACGGACUGGCAAGUCGUGGCGCUUCGUCCACGUCUCGGACAGGUUGAGCCGGGAGGUCAGGCUGGUGCAUGACAAAGAUCAACAAUGCUGAAUGCACACUCGUGACUCACAUUGAGCCGGCUAUUGACAGUUGCAUGCAUGUUCCAAUCGUUGAGAAAACCAGCGGCAAAGUGCGUUCGGCAGUCAUUGGACUGCAAGACAAACAUCAUGAGUCUUUUCGUCUCACCACCCAAGACGAGAUUGAGAGGCUGGAAACGAAUGCUCGGAAGGAACUCGCCCGAAAGUGUGUCAUGGAAGAAGACACUGUCAUUCUUGUCGGAGUCAUGUUGGCGUCUCGAGUGACGAUUGCACAUCCGCCACCGCUUUCGUGGGUGAUGCACCGCGGCGACCUGGACCAAUUCGUUCAAGGCUUCCAGAUGACAGUUCCUUGAAAACGUUCCUUGCACUGCAAGAUUGCAUGUCAUUUUCGCUCACCACACUUCUGCCGGCCUCGGAAAACGUGAAAAAGCGUGACUAGAGAGAUGCUUGUUCAACAGUCAAACAACAUGAAUGUGGAAUGCCGUUGACAUUGUCAAUUUGUACUGUGUGCACAAAAAGCACAAACAUUCAACUCGAGUCACGCAAAGAAUCAACCAAAGCAAGCAAGCUCCACUUUAGUAUUCAGAACAGCCACCAUUCUCGUCAAUCACGUCUUGGAUGCAGCGUGGCAUCGAGGAAA